AUGACUCUUGUUUUUGCCGCAUGUUACACUUGUUCCCUUUGUUUGGUCGGAUUUUUUAGUGAACUUAACUGUUUAUAUACUGGACACGAGAGGAUACAAGAUGGAACCAUUGCUUUGAAUGCUGUUCAACGAAGAGAUGCUCGAGUUUCUAUUGAUGAUAUGGUAACUGUGAGAAGAUUUGUUCCUCCUGAGAAUUUUGACCUGACUUUGUUGGCUCUUGAGUUAGAAUUUGUAAGGAAGGGCACUACUAAAAACGAAGAGGUUGAUGCUUUGCUCCUUUCAACUCAACUCAAGAAGAAAUUCAUUAAUCAGGUCUUGACAGUAGGACAGAGAGCUACAUUUGAGUAUCAUGGAACUAACUACAUUUUUACGGUCAACCGAGCGGUGGUUGUAGAGGGUCAAGAACGGUCUGAUGGUAUCGAAAGAGGGACAAUAUGUAAAGAUACAUAUUUUGUGUUUGAAACAUCAAAUGCAAAUGGCAUAAAGGUCUGGUUUUUGAUCAGUCUCUUGGUACUACUACCCGUGUUUGUUUAA
Arabis nemorensis is the source of this 534-nucleotide messenger RNA. NCBI's taxonomy places the organism in Eukaryota, Viridiplantae, Streptophyta, Magnoliopsida, Brassicales, Brassicaceae. The record is from the annotation of a GenBank genome assembly.